UUGAACCCUCGAGAGCACGCCAAUGAUUAUGAUGCGGUUGGUUCGUUCCAUUGGAACGUAUAUCGCCGUCGCUCGCCACUUUUCUACGGAGGCGGCGGUACAGAAGGCGGCACGAACAGACACCGCCGCGAGCUCCAGCGGCGGUCGAGAUACGCUGGGGCGGAGGCUUUUGAGCCUUGUGUACGCAAAACGCAGUGCCGUCGUCACCAUCAAUAAAUGGAAGGAAGAGGGUCACGCGCCCCCUCGCAAAUACGAGCUCAAUCGCAUUGUUCGUGAGCUCCGCAAGAGCAAGCGCUACAAACACGCACUCGAGAUAUGUGAAUGGAUGACCUUGCAGAAAGAUAUCAAGCUAGUGCCAGGAGACUAUGCUGCCCACUUGGACUUGAUAAGUAAAGUUCGGGGUUUAAACAGUGCAGAAAAAUUCUUUGAGGAUCUUCCUGAUCGAAUGAGAGGCCAACAAACCUCCACUGCUCUUCUUCAUUCCUAUGUCCAGAAUAAUUUGGUUGACAAAGCUGAGGCACUCAUGCUGAAAAUGUCACAAUGUGGCUUCUUGGGAUGUGCACUUCCUUAUAAUCACAUGAUAUCUCUGUGCAUCAGGAAUGGGAAGCUAGAAAAGGUUCCUAAAAUUAUUCAGGAUUUAAAGAUGAACACUUCGCCAGAUGUUGUUACUUACAAUUUGUGGUUAACUGUUUGUGCCUCGCUGAAUGAUGUUGAAACUGCAGAAAGAGUACUGCUUGAGCUAAAGAAGGCGAAAAUAGAUCCGGACUGGGUAACAUAUAGUACAUUGACCAAUUUGUACAGAAAAAAUGCUUGCGUUGAAAAGGCAGGAUCUACUUUGAAAGAGAUGGAGAGUAAAACCUCACAGAAAACUCGAAAUGCAUAUUCCUCGCUCCUCAGCUUGCAUACAAACAUGGGGAAUAAGGAUGAAGUUAGUCGAAUAUGGAAGAAAAUGAAGUCUUGCUUUCGCAAAAUGAAUGAUGAUGAGUACCUUUGCAUGAUAUCAUCACUUGUGAAGCUUGGAGACUUUGCUGGAGCUGAGAAUCUCUAUAGGGAGUGGGAGUCUGUUUCUGGGACCAAUGAUGUCAGAGUUUCCAAUAUACUUCUUGCUUCUUACAUUAAUCAAGGCCAGAUGGAAAUGGCUGAAACUUUUUGUAAUCAGAUGGUGGAAAAGGGCAUCAGUCCUUGUUACACUACAUGGGAGCUGUUUACAUGGGGGUAUUUGAAAAAGAAGGAUGUGGAAAAAUUUAUCCAUUAUUUUAAGAAAGCUAUUUCUAGUGUGAAAAAGUGGAGUCCCGAUCAAAGGCUAGUACAAGAAGCAUUCAAAAUCAUUGAGGAGCAAGCUCAUAUUGAAGGAGCAGAACAAUUGUUGGUUAUCCUUCGGAAUGCUGGCCAUGUGAAUACAAAUAUAUAUAACCUAUUUCUCAAAACUUAUGCAACAGCUGGUAAAAUGCCUCUUAUUGUUGCUGAGAGGAUGAGAAAGGACAAUGUUCAGUUGGAUGAAGAGACUCAUAGGCUCUUGGAUCUAACGAGUAAAAUGUGUGUGAGUGAUGUUUCAAGGAUUCUGUCCUGAGCGCCCAUUGAAGAAGUCUUAAGAUAAAGUGGAGGACUUGAACAAUUUUUGGCUGUGAUUUUUCAUAGUGUUCGUCCCAUUUGUGAAUAUAAUAAUUGGAUUGUUCAUGUUUGUGAACGUAAGAAACCUCAGGCAAUGAUACCAAUUUUGAAACCAGGUACUGAAGCUUGAUGUCGGAGGCAGAAUAAGUAGAUUUCCCUGGUUCAACUACUUCAAUCUAUUCAUGAUGGUAUGUUGGCAACUUGUCACAAUUUUUUUGUUUUGGUACAUUGUGGGGAUGGAGCCCAACUUGUCACAACUUCAAUGCAUGCCACUGCUGAUCUUUCUUUCAUACUAAUCAGGUAGCCUCAAAAAUUUAUGGAAGUUGGUUAGGCUUGCAAAAGUUUCUGCUUGUUAUUGUUGUUAUCAUUGAUUCUCAAACAAGCAGUGAGUGGAUGAAGUCUAUUUCCCAGUUACCAUAUUCAAAGAAUUUUUCAGAUCAUUUUUCUUUUGUAACUGCAGUUUUUUGUUUUGGGGAUUGGUAGUGUUGAAAUUUCUUAAACGGCCUCCCAAACCCCCUAGGAUGAGGGUUUUAUUGACCAAAAUCUUGAGUCUGGAUGUGUAGGCAGUUUCGCUCCCUGUGUUUCCUAUUUUGGUACGUAAAUGUAUCUAUUUAUUUCGGAUAUGUAUGCCCAAGAAACUCAACCUUUAU
Messenger RNA from Gastrolobium bilobum, 2261 nucleotides. RefSeq names its product pentatricopeptide repeat-containing protein At4g02820, mitochondrial. NCBI's taxonomy places the organism in Eukaryota, Viridiplantae, Streptophyta, Magnoliopsida, Fabales, Fabaceae. Gene Ontology annotation, cellular component: mitochondrion. The coding region runs from base 23 to 1570 and encodes 515 amino acids. The transcript has 2 exons. Gene Ontology annotation, molecular function: protein binding. The record is from RefSeq and is a predicted model, not a curated record.